Molecule: messenger RNA, 534 nt
Organism: Penicillium expansum
Lineage: Eukaryota; Fungi; Ascomycota; Eurotiomycetes; Eurotiales; Aspergillaceae
Exons: 2
Coding region: 1-534 (177 amino acids)
Source: RefSeq, a predicted model, not a curated record
AUGGGUCUUUACCGCAAUUCCGCUUUAUCACAGCUCCUUCCUGCGAAAGCCGAGUAUGAGUUUCUUGCCCGAGAAGAUAUUCAUGCACUUGACCAAACUAUGGCAAAGUUGAGCUCGCUACUCUUAAACGCCUUACCGGAAGAAAAACACGAAAUUCAACUGAAGCAAAAGCGAGCCUAUAAUGAAAAACGGAGCCUUUAUAAUGAAGAGCUCCGAAAGGUCCAGGCGCAAUCAGGGAAGCAACAUGGAAGUAUUUACACAGAGACCAUGUUUCACUAUAGGAGGAAGGUAAUGCCUCAUAGAGACUUCUUGGCUCGCAAAUUGCCUUAUUUGAGGAUCACCGAAAAUGGUUACAUCUCUACCGUUGCUACUCAAGGCAUUACAGAACCACGCACGGGUUUGCAGAAAUAUGCUUUGAAUGCGACCUAUGGUUUACCAAUGAAUCGGAGUGGGGGACUCAUUGCCAGGAACAUCUUGAUAAUCCAGGCAAUUUGCUCCGUUGUGAUCCGAUGGUAUUUCGGAACGCACCCAUAA